GUUUAAUUUGUGGGGUACAAUUAGCUCGUUAUUGUACCAUGCACAAGUAGAAAAUAAACUCACCAUCAUUUCAUUAUAAAUAAAGGUUGAUCUCUUAAGCUUAUUUCUUCACACAACACAUACAUACAUACAUUGAAAACAAAGUAGUAAUAAUCAUCAUGGCUAAGUUUGCUUCCAUCAUCACCUUUAUCUACGCUGCUCUUGUUCUCUUUGCAGCUUUUGAAGUACCAACAAUGGUGGAAGCACAGAAGUUGUGCGAGAAGCCAAGUGGUACUUGGUCAGGAGUUUGCGGAAACAGCAAUGCAUGCAAGAAUCAGUGCAUUAACCUUGAAGGAGCAAAACAUGGAUCUUGCAACUAUGUCUUCCCAGCUCACAAGUGUAUCUGUUACGUCCCAUGUUAAUUUACCAAUUUUCUUUGGUUCUUUAUCGAUGUGUAUUUAUAUUUUUAAAAAUAAGUCUGUGUCAUUCUAUGAGUGACUUAAGGCAUGCAUGUUUAUGUUUUAAUGUUUGGUGUGACUUUUCUAUAAAAAUAUAAAAUUUAAGUACGACGUAGGACUUUUUUCUUGUCCAUAUUUGGUUACAACACGACCAUUAUACAUACUAUUUUUU
Arabidopsis thaliana (thale cress) is the source of this 609-nucleotide messenger RNA. It is a transcript of the gene PDF1.2b, whose product is annotated as plant defensin 1.2b. Lineage: Eukaryota; Viridiplantae; Streptophyta; Magnoliopsida; Brassicales; Brassicaceae. Gene Ontology annotation, cellular component: extracellular region. The record is from RefSeq and is marked reviewed. Gene Ontology annotation, biological process: defense response; response to other organism. The transcript has 2 exons. Bases 159 to 401 code for a protein of 80 amino acids.